AUGGGACAAAUACUUUCACAACCAGUGACUGAGAAGCACUCAGAAGAAGGGCAAGAUAAAUACUUGGCGUUUGGUUUAUCGUCAAUGCAAGGCUGGAGAAUCAAUAUGGAGGAUGCACAUACCACAAUUUUGGAUAUGCUGAAGGAAGUUACAUCCGAUGACGAUGAGGAUGAUGAGGAUGAUGAUGAUGAUGGAAAUAAAACACAGGAUGUCGACUCUGUUGCUGCAAAAAAACUGAGUAGUGAGAAGUUGGUUAGUGAAAAUGACAAGACAAGCAGUUCUUUGCCUAAUGAUCAUACUGCCUUUUUUGGUGUGUUUGAUGGUCACGGAGGUGAAAAGGCUGCAAUCUUUGCAGGCAAGCAUUUGCAUCGAAUAAUCAAAGAUACAAAAGAGUAUAAGCAAAACAAUUACACUCAGGCUUUGAAACAGGGCUUUUUGGAUUGUGACCAAGCAAUCUUGAAGGAUAUACUUAUGAGAGAUGACGAAAGUGGGUGUGCUGCCACCUCUGCCAUCAUUACCCCACAAUCCAUUAUUUGUGGUAAUGCGGGUGAUUCUAGAACCAUUAUGUCUAUUAAUGGGUACGCAAAGGCAUUGUCAUACGACCACAAGCCAUCAAAUGAAGGCGAAAAGACUAGAAUUAGUGCUGCUGGCGGGUACGUUGACAUGGGUCGUGUCAAUGGUAAUUUGGCCUUGUCCAGAGGUAUUGGAGAUUUUGAAUUCAAAAAGAAUGCAGAUUUACCGGCUGAAGAACAGAUUGUUACUUGUUAUCCAGAUGUUAUUGUUCACAAUAUUGAUUACGAACAGGAUGAGUUUGUGAUCUUAGCAUGCGAUGGUAUUUGGGAUUGUUUGACCUCGCAGAAAUGUGUUGAAUGUGUUAGAAGGGGUAUUUAUGAAAGAUGGUCUUUGACCGAAAUUUGUGAAGAGAUUAUGGAUUUGUGUUGUGCCCCAACUUCAGAUGGUACUGGUAUUGGAUGUGACAAUAUGUCGAUUGUCAUUGUUGCUUUGUUGGAUUACGCCAAGAAUGAAACGUUGGAGCAAUGGUAUGACAAAAUUAUCAAGAAGAUUGAGAUCUCGGAAAACGAAAAAGCAACUUCCACCUCAGAACAACCAAAGUUUGGUCCAAUCUCAGAACCAUAUGAAAAGAUUUAUAAAGAAAUGUAUGGAAAUCAGUAUGAUAUUGGAGUUGCGGGUGAUUUGAAUAGCAACGGUGGAGGCAGAGGAAGUCUGGGUUUGAACGGAUCCAUCUUUGGUCGUGGUGGCUACGACGACGAAGAUGGUACUGGCGAAGACCACAAUGGUAAUGGUACUGGCGGUGCUUACGAUGAUGACCCAGGAAUGAAUGGUGAUGCCGUUUCAUUAUCAAAAUUGUUGUCUUCCAACGCGCUCACCAAUGAGAACGGUGUGAUUUACUUAGACACGUCGUCGGCUCAAAACAUUCUUGCAAAUUUGGGUGUAGUCGGGCUGUACCAUCAUGAAGAUGCCGAGCAGGAAAAGAUUGAGGAAGUACAAGGUGACAGCAAUGAUGAAAGCGACCACGAAAAUGGAAAAGCGAAUGAAAAGGGAAGCGAAGAUGCUAAAGUAGUAUAG
Messenger RNA from Lodderomyces elongisporus, 1587 nucleotides. It is a transcript of the gene PTC2, whose product is annotated as type 2C protein phosphatase. The transcript has a single exon. Gene Ontology annotation, biological process: protein dephosphorylation. The coding region runs from base 1 to 1587 and encodes 528 amino acids. The record is from RefSeq and is a predicted model, not a curated record. Lineage: Eukaryota; Fungi; Ascomycota; Pichiomycetes; Serinales; Debaryomycetaceae. Gene Ontology annotation, molecular function: protein serine/threonine phosphatase activity; cation binding.